Messenger RNA from Acanthaster planci (crown-of-thorns starfish), 5404 nucleotides. RefSeq names its product ADP-ribosylation factor GTPase-activating protein 2-like. The record is from RefSeq and is a predicted model, not a curated record. Gene Ontology annotation, biological process: COPI coating of Golgi vesicle. Gene Ontology annotation, molecular function: GTPase activator activity. NCBI's taxonomy places the organism in Eukaryota, Metazoa, Echinodermata, Asteroidea, Valvatida, Acanthasteridae.
GUUUAAAGCGCAACAGCCUGCGUACGUCAGCAAGCUGCAAGAAGAGUCAUAUGUCAGCAUUGCAACAAGAUGGCUGAAGUUAGUAAGAACGAUUGCCAUGCUGUUUUCAAACGCCUUCAUUCAAUCCCAACCAAUAAGUGCUGCUUUGACUGCAACAGCAAGAAUUCCACCUGGGCCAGCGUGACCUACGGUGUCUUUCUAUGCAUUGACUGCUCAGCCGUUCACCGCUCGCUCGGUGUCCAUCUCAGCUUCAUACGAUCCACUCAGUUAGAUGCCUGGACAUGGCCCCAGAUACGAGCAAUGCAAGUCGGUGGCAACGCAAAUGCAACGGUGUUUUUCAGGCAGCAUGGCACCUCAACCACAGAUGCCAACAAGAAGUACAACAGCAGAGCAGCCCAGCUUUACAGGGAGAAGAUCAAGUCGUUGGCCGCUGCUGCCAUGAGGAAGUACGGCACAGAGACUCUCCACAUCGGUGAUCUACACGUGAGCUCACCAGAGCAGAAAGAGGUAGAUUUCUUCAAAGAACACUCAGGGGAUCACAAGGACUUGAUGCCAUCGUCGAACCUCCCCCAGCAACAAGCCAUGAACCUGAGCUCCUCCCCUCCGGAGGAAGAGGUUAAAGUUCAACCUGUGCCCAUCAAGAAUGGACAGAAUGCACCGAGUGAAGGAGACACAAGAGAGCCAAGCGUAGACCAUGUACUAGGCACCUCUCCAUCCCAGUCAUUGGCCAAGGCAGAACCAAGGAAGUCAACUAUUGGCCAACGCAAGCCGAUGGGUGCAAAGAAAGGGCUGGGAGCCAAGAAAGGCAAGCUGGGAGCCCAGAAGGUGACGACCAACUUUGCCGACAUCGAGUCGGCAGCUCACCAGGCUGACCUGAUGAAACAGGAGACGGCCAACAGACAAAAGAAGACCAAGGAGGAGGAAGCGGCAAAUAUGGCCUCCAUGCGGCUGGCCUACCAGGACAUGACCGUUGAACUCAAGAAGCAGGAAGAGAGGAUGAAGAAUGCAGACCCCAAGAAAGCAGAGCAGAUGGAGAGAUUAGGGAUGGGAUUUGGGGGGCGCAGCGCUGUUUCCCACUCGGCCAUGAGUGACAUGCAAACCAUCAAGCAGGAGAAGCCGUCGGCGGCCAAGUCCCAGAGAUCAUCCAGCAGAGAUUUCUUCGACGAUUACGAGGACACCCGAUCGUCUAGCUAUUCCUCAAGAAACAAAGACGACAUUUUCAGCAGUCGUAAGGACAGAGACGAUGAUAUUGAAAAGGAUGACUGGGACAUACUGGACAAGCCUAAAGAUGCUGACAGCUAUGAUAGUAUCAAGCCUCUGGCAGACCGUAUGCCGUCGGGCAAGAAGAAGCAAUACGAAGCCGUCUCCAGCUCCACGGAGGCCCAGAAGAGGUUUGCCAAUGCCAAGUCUAUCUCCUCCGAUGCCUACUUUGGCUCUUCAGAGAUGGAUGCUACCACCAAGUCCAACCUGGAUCGCUUUGCCGGCAAGAGCAGCAUAUCCAGCUCUGACUUCUACGGGGACCAAUCAUCUUCCAGGAGCUCGUACUCCUCUGGGACCGAUAUGGCAGCCAUCAAAGAUGGCAUGAAGGACAGUGUGACGCAGGUUGCCGGCAGGCUAUCUCGGAUGGCCAACGGCCUCAUGAGCUCUAUACAGGAUAAAUAUGGUUACUAGCCUAGUCAGACGAGCCCUCUCCCGUCUUGAGCUGAUUUAUUGGUAAGACAGAAAUGCCUUCAAUUCAUAUUUCCAAGAGUAUAAACAGGUACAAACCAGGCACUUUGUAAUUGCCAUCAAAUAGGGCAUGUUGUCUUUAAGGAUGUCAGAUGUUUUUAUCAAGAUUGUUUGAGAACCACCUGUAGGAAUACGUGUUAAGCUGUUUGUACUUGAUGUCAUUGGCUGUUUCUAUUCAGCUACUGCCAGCUACUGAUGCAGAAGCCUAUGCCUAAUCACUACGUGACGAAACUGAUGCUUAACAAAAAACUGAUCAAUUCUCCAGAUGUUCAAAAUUCAAGCGUAUCCUAGCUUUGGGAAUGUUCUGUUCUUUUUCUGUAAAGUCUUGUCAAGCAGUAUCCACAUUUGGUCGCUGCCUGAACUCAAAAAUGACACAUAUCAUCAAAUUCACAUCAUUGCAAAUCAAUUUUGAGCUGUUGAAGUUGUAUUUUCAUCAGCAAGAGCCGAGGUUAUCAUUUUGGUUGGGUUUAGUCCCUUAAUCUGGACUGUCAAGGUUUUAAGAUGGCCUCAUUAAGGGCAGUAUACAGGCCAGAUUCCCCCAUUGUUUCGGAGAUUUUUUUCAGAAUUGGUUUCCCCUGCAGUGCUUUCUCCUGCCAGGACAAAGUGCGUAGGGCGGCAACUUUUGAGAAUGUUUAGGGUGCUGUUGAAAAGAAAAAUGGGCGAGAGGGAAGUGCUUUGAAAUGCUUGAGAAGGACUGUAGAUUUGGAAACUUGCUCUGGACGUGCCAGAGAAUAUCUGACUGGUGUUUCUUUUGGACUAACCUCACACUUCUCUGUUUCGUGCAUCUGACGAAAAUUUUCUGUACUGGUGCGAAAAAGGUCACAUUAUUUCAGAUGUGUCAAAUUUCUGCAAGGUUCACUGCACUUCAUUAUGAGGCCAGUUCUGCUAUUUGAAAUGUAUAUUAUGACACAGAUGUUAUUUUUGGUUUUGUGCACUGUAGUGUCAUUUAAUAAUGCAUGCCCACUGCUUAAUGCUCAAGUCUGAGGAGCGUAGACUCCCAAGGGACUGGACGUGUACUGGGGUGUUGUCUUUGGGUUAGCAGUUCUGAUUUUAUUACUUAAGGUUCUCUCAAAGUCAUUUUCAAGAUUUAUUUUGGGCCUUGUGUGAAAUAUUAAUAUGUGACUCUUGAUAGAGACUCACAGUUAUUGUGGAAGUGUGCACCCAUUCCUUAAAUGAAACUCUUUAAUUCCAUAGUUUUGAAAAACAGUUCGCAACAUGGAAGGGGAUCUUGUUUUUGUCUUGUAUUUCACCUAUAUAUUUUAUAAUAUAAGUCAAUUGCUUUAUAAAAUAAUGCAUACAUUUUAUCUCCAAUGUAAAUUAAAGAUUGAAACUAACCGCUAAAUAUGGGAUGAUUUGGAGAACUUGGAAAGAGUGGGAACAGAUGAAAUACAUACAGUAUGUCUGCAUUUUGGGUAUUAAACUAAACCGUAGCUAUAGCAACUCCACUGUGAUUAGAUGGACACCAAAGUUUUGUUGAUUUUGGUGAAAAUGCAAGAGCCAAGCCACCAGUGCCUGGGAUGGAGUGAGCUUGAACUUGGUUUUUUUUUUCUGUGUGAAUGUUUAAUGUUUUGCGCAGCUAAUUGAUUUGAAGGGAGUUGGGUAAGGGUCGUGACAAAAUUUAGCAUUUUUUUCAUUGGGAAAUACAUCAGAACUUGUUCUUUUGGAAAAGGGAAAUUUCUCACGAAAUCCCAUGAAGAAUGUCAGUGAUUUACCAUCUUGAGUCCUUGGGAAAUGCCAUCCUUUUGGACUACUGGGACAAACCAAAAUUUUCUCAUCGUGUAAAAAGUGUACAUCAACUUGAGAGAUCUUUAAGAUUACAUUUUAAAGGUAAAGGGUUAUAUGUGUAGUUUCACUUUCUUUCUUUAAAUUUAAAACUUUAAUGUUGCUAUAUUUCUCCUUAUUUUUUUUUGGAAAUAAGCAUGAUGUAUGUUGGUCAUAAGUUAUGCAUUGUGGAUUCAACUUGUAACCAGAGGAAAACUGAACAAUAUCCGAAAAUUUAGGGACAUGACUGACAGACUAGACAGCAGGGUACAAAAUUUUAAAAAAGUAAUUCCACUCUUUAAAUAGUUUUGAAGUCUAAAUAUUACAGGCAAGGCUCUUGGAAUGCAACCUGACCUUUUUUUUGUUUUAUCAAGGAAUGGUUGAAAUCUGAGGACCCGAGAAUCUUGGUUUAAUCUGCUCAUUCAAAUUGAUCGUGGACUUGUAAGCUUAAAUUUGGAAAGGUUUUGAAAGUCCUAGGUUAAGUGUAUUUUUGCUUUUCAUUAAUUUCAGUUUGAAUGUAGCUUUAUUAAUUUCACUUUUAGACCUUAAAAAUAUCUCGCUGUCAUACUUUGGAUUCAUUCAGUAAUCGUUUCCUUGCUGAAUUACAGAAUGACUUCAUGAAAUAUCAAACUCAAGUUUUUCCAAGACAGUAUAAUUAUGAGAAGAGUGUUGACAAAUUUACCCAACCCCUAAAGUACCGGUAUAUAGAGUAAAGUUAAUGUAACUUAACAAUUUAAGGCUUUUCAAGGAUUAAAAGGAUUUUCAAUAAAUAUACUUAUGUCCAAAAUAUCUUUCAAAAUUGUGUUCAGUUGCAGGGUUUUUUUGGGGGGGUCUGUAAACAAAAUUGUAAUGAUCCCUGUUGUCAUUUCUGUUUGCCCCACAAGAGUUACCUGGAAACCAUAAAACAAAUUGUUUAAUAAAUGUGUGUGACAUUAAUUACCAGUAAUUGGUGAUUAAUUGCCAAAUUAAUCACCUCAAGGCGACAUAUUAAAAUAUGCCAUGUUAAAUAGUUCCAUGUUGCAACAGCAAUAAAGGACUGUUCAAUAUUGCCUAUAUGAGAAUAAAUUGAACAGAUCCAACCAGAAAUACAAUUCAACUUUACAACUUGCUCUUUAUGGUGAAUUCCCAGUACAUGUACAUUCAAUACGUCUUCCUAUCAAAUAUACAAAAAUACAUCAGGUUAAAUACAACUUAUGAUACAACCAAGACUUAAAUUAUUGCAAUUUGUAUUCAUAGUGAAACACUACGUGGCGAUAUGCCUGGCUGACCUGGGUGUAAUUUCAGACAGCCGUUAACGGGAAAGUCAGUAGUACAUGUACCUCACACCACAUUUUGGCUUGGAAUUGUGUUAUACCAGACUUUCAGUGCAUAGCGCAAAAUAUGCCAAGGCAUAGACCUGAACAUCAAUUUAGCUCUACUUGAAAUCAACAAACCGACCAACAAGCCCCCGGAAUGUAAUACACAAACCAAAUGGUACAUGUAAAUCCAGGGUGUUGUGCAGGGUGCAUCUUAACAGAAAGUAGUUCUGUACAAAGAUGCAUAGGUAGGCACAUUGUUAACCCAUGAAAAAUAUACAGAAUGCCUGAGGCUAUGCGAAGUAAUACAACUAAGCUGUGCAGAACUGGAAGUUUAACUUAGAAGACAAAUUACCAGCUAGCAAGGCUAACAUUUCCUUAACCAAGCUUUCCAGAUGGGAAUUACUGUGAAGGACUCAGUUUUUCAAGUUUGUAUUUUCUUGACUCAAUUCGGUGUCAAUUCUCUGCUUCUCCUUGUUUAGCCUAGACUGCAGUUUCAUCUCCACGAAUACAUUUGGAUCUCUCCCCCUGUGCAAUACAAUACACUUUGAGACAAUACAGAGUUAAGCAUAAUAACCUUGACAUCAAUUAUCUGAUAUUUUUGGUGACAAAAUUGUCAC